Molecule: messenger RNA, 3033 nt
Organism: Frankliniella occidentalis (western flower thrips)
Lineage: Eukaryota; Metazoa; Arthropoda; Insecta; Thysanoptera; Thripidae
Product: translation initiation factor IF-2-like
Exons: 9
Coding region: 179-1861 (560 amino acids)
Source: RefSeq, a predicted model, not a curated record
CCUGCCCUGCCGACUGCCCGCCGUCCGGCCCACCCUUAAGCGGCGGCGGCCUCGUCAGCCCGCGGGGGCGUCGCCGUCGACGUCGUCAACGCCACCUCCACUCCACCGCCAGCGUCGUCACCGCCGCCACGUCGCGGCGUCCGGAUGACCCUGCCCUGCGACGCUCUGCUGCUCCAGGAUGUGGGGGUCCGGGGCCGCGGUGUCCUGGGCGGAGCGGAGCUGGGGGGCUGUGCCGGUGCACCACCGCAGGGACGACGACGACCUGGCGCGCUACCAGCAGCGGCAGCUGGCCGACAAGGAGCAGCGACUGCUGCAGCUGUACGCCGAGCAGCGCGCCCAGCAGGAGCGGGCCUUCCAGCGCGUGGGCGCGUCCCAGGCGGUCCUGCAGCACGGCCUCCACCGCGAGCCCAGCGCCCUCAACGGCAGCGCGGGCAGCUCCUCGUCCAACGCCAGCCAGUCGUCGCAGUCCUCGCUGCCGCACGGCAAGGUCCGGCAGCUGUUCGAGGGCCGCCGCCACGGGCACGGCGCCAGCCACGGCGCUGGUCGGGACCGCGGCCUGCCCCUCGCGCCCAUAGAGCGGCGCGCGCGCGCACCCGUGCUCGCCACUCGCAGCAACUCUAACGUCAACCUCAGCCAGACGUACCACUUCGGACAGCAGCAGCCCCGUCAGCCGCGGGGCCACUCCCUGGACCGCGACCUUCGCGUCCACCGUCAGGGUGACUGGGCGGCGCGCGGCCGGCACCACCAGCAGCGGCACCUGGACUACGCCAGCGACUCCUCCGAGUCCGACCGCGAGUCGCCGCCGCUGUACGCGCGCACGUACGGAGCGUACGCCCCGGACCAGCGCUUCCACGAGGACCUCCGGGGCAUCAACAGGCUGCCCAACGUAGGCGGGCAGCUCUUGUCACAGCAACAGCAGCAGCAGACGCAGCAGGCCGCCAUGGCUCCUCCCGGACGCCUGUCCGCCCCCGGGGCCGGCACCACCCCCGCCAGCAGGAGGCCGCCAGCCGCCGCCGCCAACGAGAACGCGCCGCCCCCGGGCAGGCCCGGCGCCACCGGCGCGUCCAGGCUGCCGGGUCCGGCGAGGAAAACCAUGGGUACCGGCGCCGCCGCGCCCGCCCCUGCGCGAGUGGCGCCGCUGCGGCCGUCUUCCGGCCAACGUUCGGCGCCCACUGCCGCAGCUGCCGCUGCCGUGAAGCCCGCGGGACCUGCCCAGCCGGCUCGGGCACCUGCAGCUGCAGCGAGGACCAACGGCGUGCCCAGGCCGGCGCCAGCCAGCACCAAGGUGCCGGCCUCGCCCCAGAGGAUGGCGAGCACCACCAAAGCGGCGGCCACCCCGCCCCGGGCCGCGGCCGCAGCAGCGCGCCCCGAGCCCCGCCAGGACGACGGGCUCGUGGGCUGCCCCAUCUGCUCGCGGCGCUUCCUGCCCGACCGGGUGGCCAAGCACCAGGAGAUCUGCUCCCGCUCCACGCACAAGAAGCGCAAGGUCUUCGACCCCGUGGCCGCCCGCGUCAAGGGGACCGAGGCGGAGAAAUACGUGCGGCGCGCCAAGAACGCCCCCGAGCCCAAGGCACUAAAAAAUAACAGUUGGCGUCGCAAACAUGAGGACUUUAUCCAGACAAUCCGGGCUGCCAAACAGGUUCAGACCCAUAUUGCAAAUGGUGGGAAGUUGUCUGAUUUACCACCACCACCACCCUCUGAUUAUUCAGAUUAUGUACAAUGUCCUCACUGUGCAAGAAAAUUCAAUCAAACAGCAGCUGAUAGACACAUACCAAAAUGCUCCACAAUGCUACACAACAAGCCAAAACCAGGAGGCGCAUCAAAGCCCGCAGUUGGAAGAGCUGGUGCUAAUCGUCGCUAAUCUGUGCCUCAUAGUCAUUCAUUACCAUUUGCCAACAAGAGAACACCUGAUGAUUUUCCUGAAUCUAAACAAGACAAAUCUGAAUAAUUUAAUUUUCACAAUGAAUUAUAUCAGGUCCUAAACAUCAGAAUAUUGCUUUCACAGGGAAUAAGGAUACCUAUUAACCAAUAUUUGAUGAGAGGUGAACCAUCAAAAUACCGUCUCAUACCAUUGUUAGUCUGAUUAGUCUGAAACCAGUAAUGAAUGCAAACAAAAGAAAUGGCAUCACACAUUUUCCAAAAUACCCCUUAAGAACAAGACUAAACCUAAUGUUUGAUAUCCUUUAAACAAUAAAAAUGUAAAGAAAUGCAUUUUUGUAUUAGACUGAACUUUAUAAUAUUGUGUCGGCUGUUAGGUUGGUGAAUAUUGUGAUUAUUAACUAUGUAAUGCACAUAGGCUUAUGUAUCUAGUAUAAUAUCAGCAUUGCACUUGCAGGCUGAUUCUGAUUGAUGAAUCCUUACAAACACGAAAAGGAAUCCAAAAGUAGUAAAAGAAGGCGACUUGAGGACGCACAGAAUGUGUAAAGCAUAAAGUAACCGUUUUAACGUAAAAAGUAUCAUAACACAAUUUUCAUUAAGUGAUACGAUGAAUGGUACGUCAAGAUCAAUCAUUUUUGUACUUUGCACAACCUGCAAAUGAUUUAACUUCAAACACCAACUGGUCAGUAAAAAGUUAACAACUAAUUGAUUUAAAAAAUGGCUUUGAGAAAGUGCAAAAACCUUACUGCUUGUCAGAGAAAUUUAAAAGUUUACUAACAUUUUGUUUUUAAGAUUAGCAAGAUGACAGGCCAAAACUGUGAUGAAAUUGUAAACCCUUGAAGUAAAAUUAAGGUAAGACUGUGAUGCUAUCAGAAAAUAAUAUCAAAUGUAAAGGCUGUGAAUCAUGCAUACAGCACUAGUUAAUAUAGAAACCUUGAAACAUUUCUAUAGAUAAGAUUCCAUAAGACAAAGGCAACUUACAAGUUUCACAGCCAAUGUCUUGCUAAAGAAAGUCUCGGGACAGUUUUAAGCUUGAACUAUUUGUAAAAAUAGGAACCGAGUAUGAUGAAAUGCUACACAAUUCAUGUUAGGUGUAUUGGAAUGAUAUUUCCUUUGUAUUAUUUGUUUGAACAUUAAAGCUCUUAAAUGCUUGAA